Messenger RNA from Phalaenopsis equestris, 892 nucleotides. Its product is annotated as probable pectinesterase 8. Gene Ontology annotation, molecular function: pectinesterase activity. Lineage: Eukaryota; Viridiplantae; Streptophyta; Magnoliopsida; Asparagales; Orchidaceae. Gene Ontology annotation, biological process: cell wall modification. The record is from RefSeq and is a predicted model, not a curated record.
UGAGGUCCAUCAAUGGCACUCAUCUAACCCUAAUCACAGCCAUGGUUGUCGCCUUCCUCUCGCUCAAAGGCCGCCUCUCUUGUCUAAUGCACACUUCAUUAAUGAUGCAUUCUUUAAUACCGUCAAGCAUAGAAUAUUGCUCUCACCAUCAUCAUAACAACAUACCGAAGGUUAAUAUUUGUGAUGAUUUUGCUAAAAACAUCUUACCGCCGGCGACGAAUGUAUCGUUGACGCUCUGCGUCGAUCGCAACGGGUGUUGUAACUUCACCUCAGUUCAAUCCGCUGUCGACACCAUCGGUGACUCGAGCCAGAUCAUGAGAACCGUCAUUUGGAUUAAUAAGGGCAUAUACUAUGAGAAGGUAAUAAUCCCAAAAACAAAGACGAACAUAACGCUGCAAGGACAAGGCAUGGAGUCCACCGCAAUAGUGUGGAACGGCACCGCCAAUUCCUCCGGCGGAACCUUCUACAGCGCGUCCGCAUCUGUGUUCGGAGAUAACUUCAUUGCGAAGAACAUAAGCUUUAUGAAUGUUGCACCAAUCGCGAAGCCCGGGGAUAUGGGAGCUCAGGCGGUGGCGAUAAGGGUGGCCGGCGACCAGGCGGCGUUCUGGGGUUGCGGGUUCUUUGGAGCUCAGGAUACUCUUCAUGAUGAUGCAGGGAGGCAUUAUUUCAAGGAAUGUUACAUACAAGGUUCCAUUGAUUUCAUUUUUGGGGAUGCAAGGUCACUUUAUGAGAACUGCCAGCUGAUUUCCAUGGCCUCGCCGGUAACGGCCGGAUUGAAGAUGAUUAACGGCGCCGUGACGGCUCAUGGCCGUGUUUCGAAGGAUGAGAACACCGGCUUCUCCUUCGUUAACUGCACCAUCGGCGGCACGGGCCGGAUUUGGCUCGGCCGCGC